AUGUCAGACUCUCAGAAAGCUGGUAGAAUCAUCCAUGCUGUUGCCGGGGGCUUAGGAGGAGCAGCAGCGUUGAUUGUAACGUACCCUCUUGUUGCUGUCUCAUGUCAUCAACAAACUAACAAGAAAAGACUCGAGCAAGAUGUUGAAGAAUUGAAGAAGGAAGCGGCCGCGGAAACCGAGGGGAAAGAAUUGGAGAAACAACCACCAAAGAAGAAAGUGGUUCCUGCUUUGGAAUUGAUCAAGACCAUUUAUCAAACCGACGGGAUUGCUGGUUUUUAUGCUGGUUUAGAAUCAGCCAUUUACGGCAUGGCCCUCACGAACUUUGUUUAUUACUACUUUUACGAGUCCACAGGCAGAGUUGUUAUUAAGAACCGUAACAUCAAGAAAAUAUCUCAGUUUUCGGUCUCCAAUCUCAAGAAUGUGGUCUUGGCAGGUCUAGGACCCUUCGAGAGCAUAAUCACUGGGCUCAUUGCCGGGUCUAUCACUGCGGUAGCUACUAAUCCGUUCUGGGUGGUCAACACCAGAAGUACGGUCAGUAAAACUGAUAAGAGCUUGCUCAGCAUUUUCCGUGAUGUUUAUCAAAAGGAAGGCAUCAAGACUUUCUUCAAUGGGGUGCUACCGGCACUUGUGCUUGUGAUCAAUCCAAUUAUCCAAUACACUAUUUUUGAACAAUUCAAGAAUGCCAUUGUGGGCAAAAACCAAAAGAGAAGCUUCAAGCCAAUUUACGCGUUUUUCAUUGGUGCAUUGGCUAAACUUAUUGCUACUGGUACAACCUACCCAUACAUCACUGUGAAAUCAAGAAUGCAUUUGAAGAACAAUGAAAAGAAGGCAAAAUCUUCUGACAUUGAUGAUGAAGAACAAAAUGCUUCGAUGUCAAAGUUGUUGAUGAAUAUUGUGAGAAAGGAAGGAUUUGCUGGCUUAUACAACGGAAUCUUUGUCAAGUUGUCGCAAAGUAUUUUCACAGCAGCUUUUCUAUUUUUCUUCAAAGAGGAACUAGUUAAUGUUUCAGUUAAGUUAUUCGGAUUAAUUAAGCGGUUGCAAGCUAAGAAAAUGAUCAAAAAAUAA
This is a messenger RNA of Saccharomycopsis crataegensis, 1065 nucleotides long. RefSeq lists its product as uncharacterized. The record is from RefSeq and is a predicted model, not a curated record. The transcript has a single exon. Gene Ontology annotation, molecular function: NAD transmembrane transporter activity; ADP transmembrane transporter activity; coenzyme A transmembrane transporter activity. Gene Ontology annotation, cellular component: peroxisomal membrane. Gene Ontology annotation, biological process: transport. NCBI's taxonomy places the organism in Eukaryota, Fungi, Ascomycota, Saccharomycetes, Ascoideales, Saccharomycopsidaceae. Bases 1 to 1065 code for a protein of 354 amino acids.